This is a messenger RNA of Cladocopium goreaui, 3378 nucleotides long. The record is from the annotation of a GenBank genome assembly. NCBI's taxonomy places the organism in Eukaryota, Dinophyceae, Suessiales, Symbiodiniaceae.
AUGGAAGUGCCUGAAUGGCUCCUGGCAGCAUACCCCAAUCGUCAGUCCUGGCGUUCCUUAUGCCGCUGCGCCUUGCGUCUGAGCCCCGGAACGCACUCCGCGGGGCUGGAGAUGGAAAGCACGGAACUGGGCUUUUUGGUGGAGGCCGUUGGUGAUGAACCCGGUCAAGAGCCACAGCUGAAGCCUGGUGUUUUGAUCCUGGAAAUUGCGGCCGCUCCUCUGGUGGGCUUGGAGCCGGAUGAUUUGGAUGCCGCCUUCGGAAGACAUUUUGCCCAUGGAGCAGGGCUGCUCCUGGUUGAUGCUGAGGAGUUAAGACGCGCAACCAUCGAGAGAGAUUCUCAAGGUGAAUGUCCUUGCAACGAAGCUGACGACGCUGAGGAGUUUGACAAGGAAGUUCUGCAGGCCAACACUGAGAUCCUAGAGCACGGCAGCGUUAUGAAUCUGCGACUAUGUCCUGCCACAAAACUCCGUGAGCUGCCCGCGGCGACCCGGCGCCUUCUCUCGGAGGACCUGGGGCACUUCGCCGCGCAGCGGCAGCUGCGCGCGGAGCUGCACUGCCCGGAGGCCACCACCGCGUCGGCCAGGUUGACCCUCUGCGGCAUGCCGGAAGAUGUCUCUGCAGCACAGGCGGAAGCAGAAGAGAUCAUGAGAUUCUACGACCUCUUACCAUGUGAAGAAGAAGCCAGCAUUUUAGAGGUGGAGGGAAUGACGUUGAAGUCCCUCCCCGCGAGGCAUCGGCGCCGGCGGAAGGCUCCAGAGUCAGCUGAGGGAGAGAAGGCGGGCAAAAUGGCCUUGCUGGAAGCUACUGACGGCUACCACCAGCCAAACGCUGAAGUUGCCCAAAAAAUCGCCGUGCCAAGUACCGAAGAAGUUCGCCUCUAUGAGUACUUGGACCACACUGCGGAUGUGAUCCUGCACUCCUGGGGCAAGACGUUGGAGGAAGCCUUCGAGCAAUGCUGUGUUUGUUUCUUUUCCUACUUGACUGACCUGGACACGGUGUCCAUGCUGAGUUCCGUGGAGGUGCAGACCACUGGGCACGAUCUCACGGAUUUGUUCUUGUUCAGCUUCAGCACAGAGUUCGUGGUCUGUCGCCGGGUGGAAGUUUUCGAGCUGGAUACCGAGAAUCUGAAAGUCUCCGCGCGGGGGUAUGGUGAGAAAUUCGAUCUUCAAAAGCAUCCGCAAGGAACUGAAAUCAAGGCCAUCACUAUGCACCAGAUGAAGGUCCUAACCCCUACGAAUGUGACCACUGAGGAGGGCACCAUGCUCCGAGUGCCGUGGCGUCGCGUGACCGGCGUCCGGAUCUGGAUCUGUCAGGUCGAAUCCUCCAUGGAAGGUGGACAGCUACGACCGGAUCAUCCCUUCGAGUGCUACGUCCUGGUAGACAUCUAUCACAGUGAUCACAGUCAGCGGCUUUCAGAUCAAGCAAGGACAGACGACGAUGAGGCAGAUGAGACGAAGGAAGAUAGGGAACCCAGUGAGCCAAGCCCCAAGUUUCCAGAGGUCUUCUUGCCACCAGUGGCAUAUCCUGAGCCCGAGGCAGAAACUGUUCAGGAGUCACCAGUGGAGUCUACCGAAGGUCACGACCCAGACCGCACCAUCUUCUGGCACCAAACUGUACGACAGUUCUAUGAGGUCUACCUACACGGAAGAUGGAAUGAAGUCUCACGAUGGCUGCUGCUGCUGCAUGUGUCGCAUUGGCGGCAGCUCUUGGAUUUCGGUGGAGACCUCCGCGGCUUCGUCUUCACUUGGAGCCAUGCCAAAGCACCACCGCCCGUGCCAGUGGAGCUACUGGAAUAUCUGGCGCAAGUGCUGUUGCUCCGGCGGGAGCCGAAGAAAGCUCCGGGGAUGGUCAUGGAGUCGCUGCCUCUACCGUACAUGCACCUGGCGCUGCUGUCGCGGCAGCUCUGCCUCUCCAGCGACCGGAAGAGCGUCCAGACGUCUGCGCCGACGUCGGUGCCGAAGGUCUUGCAGUUUGCGGUGCGGCUGGGAGGUAUGCCAUCCGUGGCCUCCCUCUUGCAGCAUUUCGGCAAGUCGCUGGCGGAGGAGGGUGGCCGCCACAGCUGGUGGCACUUCGAAAUGGCCUGGCAGCAAUGUGGACAGAAAGUCCUGGCAGAGUGCCAGGGUCUCUUGUUGGAGCUCUACCCACGUCACCCCGUGGCCGAGAGGGAGGAAAUGGAGACGGCCGACAGGAUGGAGACAUUGCCCAGCUUGCCAAGCCUUCUAAGCACGGCAGCUCUGCAAUUUUCCAUCCAGACUUUGGGUUUGCCGAGCCAAGGGCUAUGGAACGGCGACGGCUCGGCGACGGCGCAGAGGAACUUAACGGAUUCCCGGGCGCUCUACCAUUGCCCUGAACCAGACAGCGGCUGGUGCUUCAGCAGCCCAGGCGGCGGCAUCUUCUCCGAGGUCUUGCGGUCUUCCUUUGCCAUCGAGCCUCAAUCCUUUGCGGCCGCUGAUCGCUUCCUGCUGUGCUUGAUGGAUGCGCUGGCCUUGUCGAAGUCUCCCAGAUUUCAGGUGGCUGAAGAUGGCUCCGUUCCAGAUGGAGACGUCCCUGAGAUUCGAACCUUCUCGAGACUUCUUCGAGUCUUGCUCCAGGCCUACUUCAUCGACCCUGCGCUGCUGGCCGCGGCGGCUGAGACUCGUGACGCCGUUGCUGGAGCCACUGGAGCCUUUGCCGCCCCUUCGGACCCGGAUGAGUUGGUGCCGGUCUUACAGUCCGGACCUCUGAGGAGGAGUUUGGCCUUUAUGGAGCAAUCGCCGCUGUUGCAAGUGGUUCAACGUCGACUCUGCAGCACGGUCUUUGAGGACGUGGAGGGCAGCACGGAGCAGUUGACCAAGUUUGCUCUGAGGGACUUGAGGGUGAUGUGGUUCGAUCUCCGAAGGUCGACGUGCACCUUAAAGCGGCACGCUGGAAGCAGCAGCGGCUCGUAUCUCCUGCUGAUGAAGCCCUUGAAGUUGCAGCUGUCUUGCGAUUGCCUUGCUGAGUUAGCAACAUUUCCAUACAUGACGCUGGCUGCUGGUGCGCAGGUCAUCGUACGUGGCCUGGUGCUGUCCAUUUCCUGGCGCUGGAUGCCCAACAAGGGACUGGACUUGGAGGAGGUCAUGGUGAACGUCCCAGAGCUGGAGAUCAAACUGAGCGAAGCCACACCCUUGCUGUCCAGGAUUGCAGUCUCCGCCAUCCUCUCCAUCUUUCAAAGUACGCUGCAGGAGCAUUUGCAGCUGCAACUGAAACGCAUCCUGUCGCGGAUUUUGGAGCGCGAAAUCAGCAGGUGGAAUGCGAACACUUGGUCCUUUCUGCAGCGGAUGGUACCGGAAGAUCUGAUGAUGGAUGCUAUGCAGUGGCUGGAUGAGAAUAUCCCACCUGAGGGUUUGCCCAUCUGA